Molecule: messenger RNA, 3047 nt
Organism: Scylla paramamosain (green mud crab)
Lineage: Eukaryota; Metazoa; Arthropoda; Malacostraca; Decapoda; Portunidae
Product: ubiquinone biosynthesis protein COQ9, mitochondrial-like
Exons: 2
Coding region: 218-2029 (603 amino acids)
Biological process (GO): ubiquinone biosynthetic process
Cellular component (GO): mitochondrial inner membrane; cytoplasm
Molecular function (GO): ubiquitin-protein transferase inhibitor activity; lipid binding
Source: RefSeq, a predicted model, not a curated record
AAGCAAUACAAAACAAAACAAGUCACAAGAAGCAGGAGAAGCGGCGGCGGCAUGGGAGGUGUGUGGCGGCAAGUGAUCCCCUUCGGUCUUCCUUCACUCCUUGCAACACGCCUGGGCCAAGGCAGGACUGACAGCAAUACAAGGGAGGUGAACAACCAAGACAGCCUAGUGCAGUACCCCAUUAUUGUACAAGCUAACUGUAUUGUGUAGAGAGAACAUGGAGGUGGAGAAUGGCACACAAGACCUGCUGACCUCAGUGGCUGACAAGAGGGACCUUGGGGAAGUAGUAUGGCAAGAACUGCUGUCUGGUAAUUAUGAGAAUGCAGUACAGACAAUCAAGGCCAAAGAGAAUGAAGUAAACCUCAGGAAUAAUAGUCUGGAGUUGGUUCCUGUUGUAGCUAAACUGCUGCAGGAGGAUGUGGGCCCAGAGGGAGAGCAGUGUGUAGAGGACAUCCUGCUGCACAUUGCCUCGGUGGCCAAUCCCAAGGAAGUUGUGCUGGUACUUCUGGAAGUGCUGGAAAUGAAGUGGUCAGCUAUUCAGGUGCGUGUCAUGCUGUCCCCUCUGCAGACUGUGCUGCUCCGCCAGGCCUCACCCACCAACACCCGUGCAGUGACCUUCUCCUGGGUGUUCAAUACCCUGUAUUCCCAUGUAGCCAUCAUGGAAACCCCACAAGGCCUUAACCUGGAGGGUAAGGAGAGGCACCUCCUGGACUUGGAUCCUCUUGUGAGGGAAGCAAGUGACAUUCUUCAACACCUCACCCACUUUUAUGAGGGAAUCUUCACAAGGGUGGUGAGUGGAAAGCUUGGAUGGGGAGGUGGAAAGAACUCAAGGGAGUAUCUUGCUCUGUUCCUGCUUCAGCUGUUUCACAAACCUCUUACAUACUUAGAUGUGUUUGAUGAGAACAAAGGGGACACCUGCAAUGCCUUAUACAUGUCAUGUGGCCGCUUGGCUUCCAUGGUUGGCCAGCUGCUGUUCAAUGUGUUCAAGCUACUUGGCAGCAUCUCUUGGAAGUCUUCCAAAACUGUUCUGGCCUCUGAGACAAAUGAAAGUGAGGAGCAAGACCCAGCAACACUCGAAGCCAGUGAUGCUGAAGAUGACAAAGAAGGAAAGAAAGAUGAGGUGUCACAACUGUCCCUGGCUUGCUUCUUCUACUGUGUGGUGGGGCAGGACAUGGCUGCAGAGUGGGUGCCACAAGUCUACUCUCACCAGUAUGUGUUCCUGGCCUGCUUGCCUUUGCUUAGUGGACUGCUGCAGGAGAAGGAACACAUCCCUAUUCAUAAGGGCCUGACUCUGUCUGGUGCACUCCUAAAUAAGUUGGCAAGGCACUCCCUCCCUAGUGACUCCUUGGAAGCAUCAGCACACUCCUCCUUCCCUCAGCUGCUGGUGAGGGUGAUGACCUUUUGUGACAACAAAGAACUGAGGACACAGGCACUUGACGUUUUCCGUACCCACAUGGACAAGUUUGACUCCCAUGGAAGAAGAAAGUUAAUUCAGGCUUUGCUUCUCUCUGUCAAACAUGCUGGUGUGUUGGGACUAGUGAUCCAUGAACUCAAGGAAAAUGUUGCCUUAAAUCUGGGCAAAGAGAAUCUAGAUCUAAAUUUUAGUGGCAGAAAUUUAUUGGAACUUGUGAAGGCAGCUUGUGUCUUGCCUGAAGCAGAACAGACUGACCUUCUGGAGUGGAGUGACUGUAUCAUGGCUGCCCUCAAUCUGCUAAUAUUCCUGUUCAUCAGAGACAAGGAAAACAAAACAGGAGUAGCUGGUAUUUCUCGUAGUCUGAAGGAAGGGUAUUUGACCCAACUUCAGACAGGCUUGGAUCUCACCAAAGGGCAUUAUGAACUGAAAUUGAAAGAGCUAAGUGAAACUCCAAGUAAAAAGGAGGACAAGCUGAGUGUGUGUGUGGGUGGACAAAUGUUACCCAAUCUGCCGCAGGACCAAGAGAGGAAGGUUGUGGAGACUGCUAUAUGCUCCCUAGACAUGAUGCAAUGUGUGCUGGUUAGAGCUGUGCAAGCCAUUGAAAAGAACAUCUAAUUGCUUAGCAGGCUAGCCUCUUCUUAAUUUUGUGAUUUUGUUUAAUAAUAAAAAAAAAAAAUCUGUUUAUAGUGAAAUGGCAAUGAGUGUCAUUAAGGUCUGUAGCUAUUCUUAAACGUUUUGGUGUCUUAUUUCAGCUAUUUGUAACAGGCUCUGAACAGGAUUUCUCAGAGUUUCCAAGGGUGUUUUCAUGACUCUAACAAGGAUUCUGCAUCAAAAGCAUCAUUAGAAUCUGAUUAAUAUCUAACCUUUGAAAAAUAGGCUCUGUGAGAGAACAUGAGAAUGCAAAUAAAAUAAAAAGAUUCUUUGGAUUAGAUGUUAGGGAAUAUUCUCAGUUACCCUAGGCAGUAGUGACCACACUGUGACCAUUGAGGUGCAGGAUUGCUAGAUUGCUUAAAUACUGUUACCUAGUUGAUAUUGGGAAGAAAAGACAGCAGUUAAAGACAGUGUUGUGUGCACAAAGUGACUGGGUGCAAGAAGUAUGUGCAUACAUAAUCCAUUCAGUUGUAGUAUGCAUUCUUACCCUCACCUUGAUACACCAAACCUUCACAUAGUAUUUAUUGUUCUCAUUCUCCACUCUGCUCCCACUAUAGGCAUUAUCAAGUGACUCAUUCCAGUGCUUGGACCUGAGGUGCUUGAUUUCUUUCUUGUACCAUUUCUCAUUUGUGUUUCUUUGCCAUCUCAAGUGUAUUUUUUAUUUUAGUUUUGUGCUCUCUGGUCAUUCUAAUAUUGUAGCAAUCUCUCUCUCUCUCUCUCUCUCUCUCUCUCUCUCUCUCUCUCUCUCUCUCUCUCUCUCUCUCUCUCUCUCUCUCUCUCUCUCUCUCUCUCUCUCUCUCUCUCUCUCUCUCUCUCUCUCUCUCUCUCUCUCUCUCUCUCUCUCUCUCUCUCUCUCUCUCUCUCACCCAUGCUUGGUUACAUUGUACAUUGCUGUUAAAGUGAACAUGUACAUUUAUGUGUGCACACAUGAAAUUUGUAUGAUUUUUUAUAUUUAUUCAUCAAUAAACUAUUAUUAUUUCUA